UCCUGUGAUCAAAUAAUCAUAUUGUUGCCUGAUCAUACACCCAUCAUGCAUCCUUCACCUCCUUUUGCUGCACUGCUUCUUCUGUGUGCAGCCCUUUGUUUCUCUGCCACCGAAGCUUUUGGCCAUGGCCAUGGAAGCCAAUGGUGGGACGAGUUCCAUGGCCUCGCCGGUUGCCAAAAAGGCCAAAACACCAGUGGGCUGGAUGCCUUGAAGAGAUACUUCCAGCAUUUCGGUUACCUCCACGACCAUGCCAACUGCUCGAAUGAAUUCGAUGAUGAUCUGGAGGAAGCGAUUCGUCUGUACCAACACAAUUUCCAUCUCAACGUCACCGGAGUCUUAGACACUCCGACCGUGCAGGAACUUAUCAAGCCGAGAUGUGGCGUCAAGGACCUCGUUAACGGCACCUCCCCUUCCGGCCGGUAUGUGGCCAAGAUCGGCCACUCUGUGGCUCACUUCAGCUUCUUCCAGAACAGUCCCCGAUGGACUAAAAACACACUGUCGUAUGCUUUCUCCACCGAGAACCAAGCAUUUCAAAGGGCUCAGCUGCAAGCGGUCUUUAGCAGUGCAUUUGCGAGGUGGUCGGCUGUCUCGUCCUUCAACUUUGUUGAGACGACGGACUUGCAGUCGGCGGAUAUAAAGAUCAGAUUUGCUCGAGGGAAUCAUGGGGAUGGGGCGGCUAAUGCAUUUACCGGAAAACUGGGCACGCUAGCACAUGCAUUUGCGCCGGAGGUGGGGAUGUGCCAUUUUGAUGCCGAUGAGACUUGGGCUAUCGAUGCUGCCGGUUUGUCAACGAUAAACUCCUUCGAUCUCGAGUCCGUUGCCGUCCACGAGAUCGGCCAUCUGCUGGGUCUUGAUCAUUCUACUGUUCCAAACGCGAUCAUGUACCCAAAAAUUCCACAACGAACAAGGAAAGUGAAUCUCGACGCUGAUGAUAUACAGGGGAUACGGGCCCUGUAUGCUCAAGGUCCAUGAGACAGUUCGUCGUUGCCUUGAGAGUUAAAGAUUGGAGAGCAUGCAUUGGGGAGGGCUGACCCUUGCUCAUGAAAUCAUUGUUUACUACUCUUUCUAUUUGUUUUAAUAAGAAUAUUUUUUUAUUAUUAUUAUUAAGAAAGAUC
Messenger RNA from Nymphaea colorata (pocket water lily), 1115 nucleotides. Its product is annotated as metalloendoproteinase 5-MMP-like. NCBI's taxonomy places the organism in Eukaryota, Viridiplantae, Streptophyta, Magnoliopsida, Nymphaeales, Nymphaeaceae. Gene Ontology annotation, cellular component: extracellular matrix. Gene Ontology annotation, molecular function: zinc ion binding; metalloendopeptidase activity. The record is from RefSeq and is a predicted model, not a curated record. Gene Ontology annotation, biological process: extracellular matrix organization; collagen catabolic process; proteolysis. The coding region runs from base 46 to 972 and encodes 308 amino acids. The transcript has a single exon.